AGUUAGACAUUAUGAUCUUCCGGACCUUUGCUUCAAGAAAUUUUCUCUAACUGGAUCUCUUUAAAUUUUAGUUGAAUACCCCUGCUCUAUAGUGUUUCCCCCUUUUCUCUCUGCUCCCCUCCUGUUCGCCUCCUCCCCUGUGUUGCAUGAUCGCCAGAGCCAACCUGCCUGCCUUAUCUCCAGCUCACUGGAUCACAGGCUCAGUCUCAGCCAGCACCAAGCUUGUUACCUGCCUGCCUCUGCACUUUAUUAAAAUACUUUUUUGCUCAAUCACAAACCAAUCCAUCUAUGUGUCAGCUUUUGGGUCCAGAUCAAAAACAAACCCUCUCAGUUACAAUGGAAUCGAUCUGAUUGUUUUAGUUAAGUCUGGAUGGGUUUGUAGUUGAACCUGGCUGACCUGUCUCUGUGUGUCUGUCAUUUAUCCCCCAGGUGGUGGUGCAGAAGUGGAUCAUGGCACCGCAGUCAGGAGACACCACCAGCCUCUUGGGAAGAAAAAGCUGAAGGUGGUUCAACUGUCCAAGCUGAUCAGUGUUGUCAGACUGCCUUCAAACGCUGAGGCCUGCCCCAUGGAGAACAUGUCUGCAUUUUGUGUGGAAACACAGGAUAGAACAUUGGUGUUUGCUGCACUCAAAGACGACUGUGUGGACUGGGUCAAAAAACUGUGUCACAGCAUGUUUCAGGGAGGAGGUCGCUCAGGCUCAAAUCAGCUUCAUUUGGAGGAGAACCAGAUAUAUGCCUCAUCAGAUGAAGAAUUCUGGGUUAUAGUUCAGAGGACGGAUGCAGCAACACGUUGUGGUCUACAGGGGUUCGCCUGGCUGCAGGUGGGACAGGAGGCACUGCAGCUGAGAGAAACACAGAGAAAGAAACUUGUCAGGGAGUGGCCUUAUGAACUGCUGAGACGAUAUGGAAAAGAUAAGCUGGCUUUAACCAUUGAAGCAGGGAGACGCUGUGACUCUGGUCCUGGAACAUUCACCUUCGAGACACCGCAGGCUGAGAAAAUAUUUUUCCUGAUCCAGAGCACCAUCAACCGAAAGACUUUAGCUAUUACAACAGGUAACCAAAAUCAAGAGGGUAAGAGAGUUAUCACAACAUACAAACAGACCAAUUCCCCUCUCCCCAAAAUACCUGAUAUGACCGGUAUGGCUAUUGUGGAGAGGGACCUGAGGACAGAGGAGGGGAAAUGUGGAGCUUCUGAAGAGAGUAUUCGUAUUCAAGGAGAACUGGUUUCACAAUCAGAAUGUGUAUCAGCACAGCCAGCUCCUAUCACUCUCAUGCCUCUGCCAUUGGUUCCCACAAAUGACAGCCACUCUGGAGGUCAUCAAAGUUGCCAAUCAGACCCUGUAUAUGCUAACCCAGCAGAAUGCAUUCAGUCUGUAUCAAAACUACAACUGUCCUUGGCUCUGUAUGUGGACCCUGCAGUUGUUCUUCCACUCAAACCCCCCACUUCAAGAGCAACUGUUGCUCCCCUUCCUAGCUCCUCAACGUCACAUCCUUGCUUUGACACGGACUACCCAGAUUCAGUCUACUCAGAGGUUUAUGACAGAGUUGGUCCAGUCCAGAGUAAACAUCUCAUCUUCCACAGCAAAGAAAAAACUAAGUGUUUUACAGAUGAUGACCCCAUUUAUACUGAGCCUUUGAAUGAGAAGGAGAAGGUCUUCCAUAAUACUGAAAACACACAUGACCCAUUUGCCCACCUGUAUGCUCAAGUCUGCAAGUCAUCUUGUCCCUCAACAUCCUCUAACACCACCCCUCCCUGCUCUGCUCCCUCUUUUUCUGUUUCUGGCAACACAUCAGAAACAAAUGACAUGGACCAGUCAAUUGAUGAUGUCAUCAUUUAGGUUAUCAUUUUCUGACUUAAUAUUAACAUAUCAAAAAAUGUCAUGAUAAGUGAGUGACAUGACAUGUCCUUACUGGUCUUAUCAUUAUCAUUCUCAUUAAGUGACCAUAACCUUUUCUGUUUUUGUGAUAACAAUUAUAUUAGCAGACCUCUUGUAAUGGUAAUGCUACAUUUACAGAUUUUAAGAAAUGCACAAAGAUGAUAACACAUCCUGAGUAAACAAAGACAAUUUACAAAUAUUUUGUGAAAAAAAGUACAUAUCAUAUUUAAGCUGACUGAAAUUCUAACACAUGAUUUUAUGUUACAUUUAUUACAUGUUACACAUGCAACAAAAUUGUUGUUUUUAAAGUUAAUACAUGUAUAGCUGUUUGUAAAUAAAGGAAACCAAAGAGG
Hippoglossus stenolepis (Pacific halibut) is the source of this 2230-nucleotide messenger RNA. RefSeq names its product docking protein 1. The record is from RefSeq and is a predicted model, not a curated record. Gene Ontology annotation, cellular component: cytoplasm. The transcript is spliced from 6 exons. Gene Ontology annotation, biological process: positive regulation of MAPK cascade; cell surface receptor protein tyrosine kinase signaling pathway. The coding region runs from base 567 to 1838 and encodes 423 amino acids. NCBI's taxonomy places the organism in Eukaryota, Metazoa, Chordata, Actinopteri, Pleuronectiformes, Pleuronectidae.